Monosiga brevicollis MX1 is the source of this 1970-nucleotide messenger RNA. RefSeq lists its product as uncharacterized. Gene Ontology annotation, molecular function: protein serine/threonine phosphatase activity. The record is from RefSeq and is a predicted model, not a curated record. NCBI's taxonomy places the organism in Eukaryota, Choanoflagellata, Craspedida, Salpingoecidae. Gene Ontology annotation, cellular component: nucleus; cytoplasm. The transcript has 3 exons. The coding region runs from base 1 to 1695 and encodes 564 amino acids.
AUGGCCUCUCUUCGCGCGUCUCCUUUGUGCAAACGGGCGAGCCUGGGCCCGCUGGCCGAUUCGUCUGCCGCCUCGGAAGAAGAAGACGAUGAUAUGCCAAAAUACAACUACCGCGAACUCUAUGAUCUGGCACAUCGCCGCUUCCUCUACGAUGAAGCCAACAACGUCGCUCUGCUCCCCGAUGAAUUCCGCCAGUGGCCCAUCACCCUUGGCCCCGUCGAGCUCUCCACCGCCCAGCCCCCACCGCCGUCGGAUGAGCCCGGGACCUACCACAAGCGUCUCAGCACAAAGUACCGCCAACUCAACGAACACGGUUAUGUCAAAGCCCACGAGUAUCUACCUGGCCUGACCCCGGGUAGCCUUGAUCGUCAACACAGCAAGGCCACCUCCCUCGUGCUCCGGACUGAAAUUGCCAACAGCGUCAACGCACAUUUCCGCCACGGUGGCGAAAUGAAGGUCACCGCCCUUGAGGUUCUGGCUGCCCUCGAAUAUUUCCUUCCCGUCGUCAGUGAUUUUGAAUAUGAACACGGACGCGCUAGUCAUGUGUGGACCAAGUCAGAGGACGGUCGAGUUUGGUUGAAUACCUUCUUGGACCUUCUGCCCAGCCUCUGCGAUGUCGCCAUGCGUCAACUGGCUGCGGAUGAAGUCCUGCUCGAGCUCGAGUCGCCCACAUACGUCCUUGGCGAUUUGCACGGCAACUACCGUGACCUGCAGUAUUUUGCUUCCCAGUUUUGGCGCACGGGCGUCGACAUUUGCCCCUCCAACCUUCUCUUCCUGGGUGAUUACGUCGAUCGAGGACCUCAUUCGGUCGAGCUAAUCGCCUAUCUACUGGCCCUCAAGGUCCUAUACCCUAGCAAGGUCUAUCUCCUGCGUGGUAACCACGAACUUGAAUCGGUGUGCGGUAACAUUGAAUACUAUGGAGCUGGCUCUUUUCGCCACCAAUUGCACUCUCUCCUGGUGGCAGCUGGCCGAGGGGACCAGCUCGAGUCUACCUGGGGCGCUUUUAUGAAUUGCUUCAAUUGGCUCCCUUUAGCCGCCACCAUCGACCGCACUGUCUUCUGCUGUCACGCGGGUAUUCCCCGCGCCAUCAUGACCCAAGCCCCUACAAGCCCAGCCCAGAAUAUCCUUGAGCGCAUUAAAGCUAUGCAGCGCCCCCUCUGCGAGGACGACGACAUUGACGGCGCCCCCGAUUGCAUGGCCAUGGACAUGCUUUGGUCUGACCCCGCCUCAGGCCGUGACCUGCCUUUCAUGGGACAUCAGGGCCUGCCUGCGGGCUUUGCUCCAAACAUGGAUCGGGGUGGUGACUCUUGCGUCUUUGGCGAAGCCGCUGUUAAGGCCUUUAUGAAGCAGACAGGAUGUGACUUUAUGCUUCGCGCCCAUCAGCCUCCAGACAAGGGCAUCCGCUAUCAGACGGGCGCGCGCGUUGUGACUGUGUUCUCCAGCUCUCGCUACUGCGGCCUGAGUAACUCAGCCGCCCUGAUUGUCAUUUCCAAGUCCUCGAUGGACAUCGUCACCACGGGACCGACCGAUGAGGUGACCGAGCGUCCUGGUUCACCCUCCAAGCAGCAAAUGCGACAGGGCGUGACUGCCAACGCUGGAAACGCCAUGGACUCGCAAGCCGAUCAGCAGCAGCAGCAGCAGCAGCAGUCACAAACGCAAACGCCCCAGCGGGCGCCACGCGGCACCCUCCUCUAGGACAGGGUCAGAAGAGCGGCUUUGCCACAGUUAUUUCCUUGCCUUCGAUUGCAUGUUCAUUGUUGUUGCAUCUCAAUGCCAUUGAGCUAUGGUAUGCUUGUUCUUGGUGCUUCGCUUUCCCAUACUAAUCCCUACUUUCGCCUCCAUCUCUCCUCGUUGUUUGAGCCAUUAACCAACCUUCACUCGGGCUUUGUAGCUCUGCGAGGUUGAGCGUGUUUCGCCCCCUUGCCCAUUGUACAAAUGGACUUGCCCAAUCCACAAUUCAACGUGUACCC